UUGGUUAGCCUACUUGAAGCAUCCGGGAACCUCGCCAUAGUAGUAGACAUGGCGGGUAUCAACCUGGCUAAAUGACGAAAUAAAUUUUGUUUGCUAAUAUAAGAACGUGUUAAUUUCAUAGUAAAAGUGUUGAUACUGAAAGACUAAUUAAGUUGUAUUGGAUUAGGACAAAAAUGCAGAAUGUCGGACAGUCUGAAAACCGAAAUAUCGAUAAGGUGAAUGUGCAACUUGAUGUGGUAAAAUCAUCCACUCCUCACAGUUCGGCUUCAAGUCCAGCCAAAUCUGAAACCGAAACGUAUUCUGGAGUGCCUGCCAAAUACAUGACGGACUCUUCGGAAAGCGAGGAUGAUUCUGUAUCCGAGCAGGAGAUGGAAGAGGAAGCUGGUGCUGCGGAGUCAUCUAAGUUCCUACUCUCCCAUGAUGACCCCGAAAGAGCAGUUGAUCCAGAGAUGCAGGCUCGGCUUGAAACACUUCUAGAAGUAGCUGGCAUCGGCAAGUUGUCUGGCGAGGGCAAGCACCUCGCGGAUCCCGAGGUGCUGCGGCGGCUGACGUCGUCGGUGUCGUGCGCGCUGGACGAGGCGGCGGCCGCGCUGACACGCAUGCGCAGCGACCAGCCCCCCGCACACCACCGUCACCAUCACCAGGAUAAACCGUAAGUUACACACGCACACA
This is a messenger RNA of Papilio polytes (common Mormon), 672 nucleotides long. RefSeq names its product ankyrin repeat domain-containing protein 17-like. Bases 174 to 656 code for a protein of 160 amino acids. Gene Ontology annotation, biological process: innate immune response. NCBI's taxonomy places the organism in Eukaryota, Metazoa, Arthropoda, Insecta, Lepidoptera, Papilionidae. Gene Ontology annotation, cellular component: cytoplasm. The transcript has 3 exons. The record is from RefSeq and is a predicted model, not a curated record.